Messenger RNA from Cladocopium goreaui, 1944 nucleotides. The record is from the annotation of a GenBank genome assembly. Lineage: Eukaryota; Dinophyceae; Suessiales; Symbiodiniaceae.
AUGACGAAGUUGUUGCUUGACCCUGAUAUGAAAGCAACCGCUCGCAUCAUUGCGUAUGUCUCUGAACCAGAGAGCUUGGCAACUGGCAUGAUGUUCAAGAAUAUGCGUUCAGCUGGGCAGACCAGAGAGUUCUAUGCUCGGUGGAGCCACUGGUCGUGGUUGAGCACCGCUCGAAACACAUUAGCUGUCCUUUCCGACCUGUCCUUGCUCAACUUGAUUGGCUUCAACGUUCAGUUCAGUGGCACUUUUAGCCCAGAGGCUUUGGUCACAGAAGAUGCGUUGGCGGCAACUUUGUGGAAAUUCAUGGCCAGUUUGCUGAGUCGCCGCGGUGGCAGCAACUUGUGGUACACCAGCGGUGCAGGUAGCACGGCUGGCUUGCUCCACCCUGACACAGCCAAGGUUGCCGCUUCCUUGCUGUACUUGCGCGGGGCUUUCAAGACAAUGGAAAUUGUGAACCAGGACGGGUCCUUGGCAGCCAAGCAAGCCCUGCGAGGGCAUUGUUUUACGACUCCUGCUAUGCAGUGGGUGUUCAAGGCCCUGUCCUCAACUGGCUUCGGGUCCGUGCCGGACAUUCUGCUAGACUACUUGCAAGAGAUCUUUUCUUGCCUGCUAAAUUCGAAGAUCAUUGAGGAUGGCAACAAGUUGCAAAGAGAAGAAGAAACGCGCUCCUCCAAUUCGAAGAAGGUGUCUCCAGAACAAGGCUGGUUCCUUUUGAUGCAGCCCUCUUUGUUGCAUUCAUAUGAUCGGCCAGAGGUGUCCAACAAACGUCUGAAGCACACUCCUGCAGGCUUCGAUCUAUCGCCGGUUUUCCAGCACCAUGCUUCACGGGAGGCCUCUGAGGAAGAGAAGCUUGAUUGGAACUUGGUGAAAGAUAUCACGGGCAAGCUGGAGUGGCCAACUCACACUCCAGAAACAGAGCAGCAGCGUGCCAUUGUCUUCAUUCGCAACUACCCAUUGUAUGUCUUGAAAACAUACAAGCAUGCUUGUCUAGUGUGGCCGGUGACAUUGUCCGAUGCUGGAGCAAUCAAGUUCGAUGAGAAUGAAGAGUGCCUGCGCUGGGUGCACAUCCACGACAUCGUAGAUGUGCAAGUUGCCAGUGUGAUUGCUCGUUGCCCCAGGGCAAUGAGUGAGACAUGUUUGAAGAACAAGGGUGUCUGCCUUCUGGCUGGGUCUACCUUGCCUUUGCUUCAGUGGCAUGCAGAGCGCGGAUUCCAUGGGGUGAAAGAAGCUUGCUUGCUGAAGCUCAACGCUGCUCUGGGCUUUCGUGGCGUGACAUGGGGCACUGAUGAUGGCGAUGCAGAGCUAGCGCUGUCCGUGCACCUCAUGCUGAACUUGGACCCAUCUCUCACAGAAAGGGAAGGCAGAACUCGAGCUAUGAGGCGCUGUAAUGGCUUGAGGGAAGUUGUUCAUGUCCAAGAAGAAGAGCUAGUCGAAACUGUGGUGGAUUGCUUGUUGCCCAGUGAACAACGCAAGGUCAUCAACGACAUAGCUGAGGAGACACAGAAAGCAUCCAAGAUGGCAAAAUUGACUAGCCAUCUGUCUCAGAAGUACAAGGCAGCUUUGUCUGCGCUCCCGAAGGAUCGCCUGAAGAGUGGCCAGGAACGCCGCAAGGCAAAAGAAAAGGAGGAAAAUGAUUUGUCCAAGAAAGCAGCUGCAGAUGCCAAAGAGAGGGCCCGUGUCUAUGCUGACCGAAAUGUGGAUGCUGACAAAGCUUUGAAAGCUUCUCUCCCACGACAGGCACGGGCAUGGGCUGAUGACACGAACGGCCGCUGGCGAAUGACGUGGGUUCCAACCGGAACGCAGAAGUGCAUCUCCUGGACAGCCUGCGGUCACAAUGUUGCAGCAGUUGCGUGUUUGAAGUACAGAUGGACCUGGAGCGAGCAGUUCGGUUAUGGAAGCAUGCCGAAGGAUGUUGCGAACAUAGUGAAGAAGCUUGAAAGUUGA